Molecule: messenger RNA, 1270 nt
Organism: Carica papaya (papaya)
Lineage: Eukaryota; Viridiplantae; Streptophyta; Magnoliopsida; Brassicales; Caricaceae
Source: RefSeq, a predicted model, not a curated record
UAUCUAGGAUGAAGGUCAGGAAUGAUAGGGAGAGUACUCUAAUAAGAGAUAUACACAACUUCCAGAUUUCGCUGCAAAACUUCACCUUGUUUGAACUUGAAACUGCAACUAACAAUUUUUAGCCAAGAAAACUUGAUUGGAAAGGGCGGUUAUGCUGAAGUUUACAAGGGAUAUCUGCCAGAUGGAAGUUUUGUGGCCAUAAAACGGCUAACUAAAGGCACCCUGGAUGAGAGGACGGCAGGCUUUCUAUCCGAGAUUGGCAUUAUAGCCCAUGUGAACCAUCCUAACACUGCGAAGUUGAUUGGAUGUGGCAUUGAGGGAGGAAUGCACCUUGUUUUUCAGUUAUCCGCACUGGGGAGUCUAGGAUCUCUUCUUCAUGGAUCGUCUAAGGGUGUGCUAGAUUGGAGUAAAAGGUACAAAAUUGCUCUAGGGACAGCAGAUGGCCUAACAUAUCUUCACGAGACUUGUCAAAGGCGAAUAAUUCAUAGAGAUAUCAAGGUGGAUAACAUUCUUCUUACGGAGGAUUUUGACCCCCAGAUUUGUGAUUUUGGGCUUGCAAAGUGGCUUCCAAAGCAAUGGACUCACCGCAAUGUAUCGAAGUUCGAAGGCACAUUUGGUUAUCUUGCUCCUGAAUAUUUCCUGCAUGGCAUUGUUGAUGAGAAAACUGAUGUUUAUUCAUUUGGAGUUCUACUUUUGGAGCUCAUUACAGGACGCCGAGCUCUGAAUCAUUUACAGCAAAGCCUUGUCCUAUGGGCAAAGCCUUUACUGGAUGACAAUGAUAUCAAGGAGCUUGUAGAUCCCUCCCUUGGUGAUAACUAUGAUUUGAAAGAGAUGGACCGCGUAGUUUUAACUGCCUCUUUAUGCAUUGAGCAUUCACCUAUUCUGCGUCCUCGGAUGAGCCAGGUUGUGAUACUGCUAAGAGGCGACGAGUAUGCUGCAGAGUGUGCCAAAGAACAAAGAAAAUCACUCCAGAGAACUUACUCGGAAGAGACCUUGGAUGCGCAAGAAUACAACUCGACAAAGUAUAAUAUGGACGAACUCGAUCGGUUCAAGGAGUUGGCAUUGUCUUCUUGAAAUCAAAACAAUGUACAGUUUUUUUUUUCAUAUAAACUGGCUUAAUUUAUCAUGGUUUCUUUAGGGUUAUUGCAGUGUCUCAGAGAAAAGUCCCGUGGAAAACUGUUUUUCAUUUAGAACCAGAAAUCUUAUUUUCUGCGUUACAUGAAAAACAGUUGAGAAGGAGUUCAGUUCUAUAUGUAUAUACAUAUAUAUA